This is a messenger RNA of Theobroma umbraticum, 3013 nucleotides long. Its product is annotated as lipid phosphate phosphatase 2-like. Gene Ontology annotation, cellular component: membrane. Gene Ontology annotation, biological process: phospholipid dephosphorylation; phospholipid metabolic process. Gene Ontology annotation, molecular function: phosphatidate phosphatase activity. NCBI's taxonomy places the organism in Eukaryota, Viridiplantae, Streptophyta, Magnoliopsida, Malvales, Malvaceae. The record is from RefSeq and is a predicted model, not a curated record.
AGUUUUAAUAAAAAACACAAAAGAAUUUUACAACAACUUGGUUUCUUUUUGUACUCUUUCUGCCUCCAUCUGGGCGAGGUUCAAUUCGUCCUCGAUUUUGACGCCAUUUUUUCAAAAUUUAAUGCUGCGAGUAACAGAGAGAGCAGAAGGAAAAGAGAAGAAAGACCUUCCCAGAAUAAUUCUAAGAAAGGAAAGGAACCUUCUCUGUACAGUAUCCUCCGCCGAUAAUAGAAAAACAAAGUAUCCUCCGCUCAGAAUAGAAAAACAAAGUAUAAAUCCUAAACGCGCUUUUCAUUUUGCUGUAACUCUGUUCGUCUCUCAGAUCGGUACUUUUCACGAGUUCAAAAUUUCCGAGGGGUUAGUUCAUACUCUCAAACGGUUUCUUGAUAGAUCAGCUGACUUUUACUUUCAUCUUCCUUUUUCCUCUUGCGGUUUUUUGUUUGGUUCUUGUGAAAUUGGAGGCAACUGAAGGGAAAGAGACAGGUGAAUACGAAAACGGAAUUUGUUGUUUUACUUCUCUCAAUUGAAAGUAGUUGAGUAGGAGCGUUUGUUCGUUUGUUGCUUUUCUUUUUGGUCUGUUUUCUUUAUUGUUUUGGAUUUUUCCUUUCAAAUUUUUAGCUGCGGAAAAAAGUGCGUAUAUGAAAGAACUGCUCGAGCAGAAUCUUGAUUUGUGUUAUUCUCUCGGAAUUUUUUACAAUCGAUUAAUUUCAAGGCAAUAACCUUUUGAUGUUCGGACUAAAAUGGAAUCUGCACACGAAAGUAGGAGGCACUUUUUGUUAAAAUUUUAUUUUCCUUUCUUAAAGAGCUUCUUUCUAGUUAAGCAAUUUGCAUGUCUAGUAAUAAUGAAGAGUUUGGCUGAAUCCGUUACUCCUUAACUGUUGUUUUUUUCCCCGUUGCCGAGCAAGUCCAAAGCUGUGAUCUUUGUUUCACCGGCUGAAAAAGGUAUCCCCGCGGUCAAACAGCUUGCUUUGCAAUUGUUGGAUGGUGGUGUUUGCUCUAAUUAGCAGGACUUCAGAUUUCUGAGGGUCCUUUUUGCAAGAGGGACAUCAGUUUGUAGAAAUGUCCGAAGCGGAGUGUCUUUUACUUGGUAACCAACGUUGAACUGUGCCUGACAACCUCUAGUUACCUUCCUCCUUUUCAUUCUCCUUCAUCCUCUUGAGCGGAUCCUAUUUCAUUUAGAUAAAUGUUUCCUUGUGUCAGUUGCUUCUGUUUACAUGAUAUAGUUUUAGUAUCAAGAUAACUUCAUCUUUAGAUAGUUCCUACAUUGGAAAAUCUGUCAUGUUCUGAAAUUGCCAUGGUGUUAUAAUCUGUAAAGGUAAUGGUCAAGAAACAAAUCCAAAGACUCUAGAGAGCCAAACCGGAAGGCAAGUUGCUCCCACUUCGUAAUAUCUGAACUUGACUUCUGGUUAUGUUCAUAAGCAUGUGCUGCAUGUUCUAUUUAAUCGUUAAGACCUGGUGAAACUAACUUUUCUGUGGGGCCGAUCUCUGGUAUAUGCAUGUGCAAUAACUAGUAUCAUCAUCCUUUGCUUAUUUAGCUGUAUUUCAAUUAUAAGGGGGAAUCCAUGAUAGAUGUUGAAUUUUCUCCCCUGUUUUCAAUUCCCCUUACUACAUACAUGGAAAACUAUGGGCUUGCCUAUUCAGACAAUUUUUUCGGUCAAGUCCUUCUCUUAUGCUCUGGGAUCUAUCUGGUGUGGUUGUAUCCUAACAUUUUUCAUGAUUUACGUUGUACUCAGUUAUUGUUGUUAGUGGACUUGCACUUGAUUUCUCUUCUGCACUGCAACCCAACAAUGUUUUGAGGCUCCUUUACAGUUCUGUGCAAGAGGAAAGCUCCACUGAUUUAAUAGACAUCUAGGUUGGGUCACUAGUGUUACGGACCGGAAGCAUAUGAAGAACGAAGUGAAAAUGCCAGAGAUUCAGUUGGGUGCUCACACUGUAAGAUCCCAUGGGGUUAAAGUUGCAAGGGCCCACAUGCAUGACUGGCUCAUUCUUUUGCUUCUUAUUGUGAUAGACGUCAUUUUAAAUGUUAUAGAACCAUUUCAUCGCUUUGUUGGAGAGGAUAUGAUGACUGACCUGGAAUACCCCUUGAAAGACAAUACUGUUCCUUUUUGGGCUGUUCCUAUUAUCGCAAUUAUACUGCCCUUUUCAGUCAUUCUUGUCUAUUAUUUCAUCAGAAGGGAUGUUUAUGAUCUACACCAUGCCAUACUGGGCCUUCUGUUUUCUGUGCUUAUCACUGGUGUUAUAACUGAUGCUAUUAAAGAUGCUGUUGGUCGACCUCGUCCAGACUUCUUUUGGCGUUGUUUCCCUGAUGGGAAAGGGGUGUUUGACCCUGUGACAAAGGAUGUUGUGUGUACUGGAUUACAGAGUGUCAUCAAGGAAGGACACAAAAGUUUCCCCAGUGGUCACACUUCAUGGUCCUUUGCAGGUCUUGGUUUCCUUGCAUUGUACUUGUCUGGAAAAAUUCGGGUAUUUGAUCGCAGGGGCCAUGUUGCGAAGCUAUGUAUUGUCUUCCUACCAUUACUUUUUGCUGCUUUAGUGGGAAUUUCUCGAGUUGAUGACUAUUGGCAUCAUUGGCAAGACGUAUUUGCUGGGGGACUUUUAGGAAUAACAGUUUCAUCAUUUUGUUACUUGCAAUUCUUUCCACCCCCGUAUGAUGUAGAAGGCUGGGGACCUCAUGCGUAUUUUCAGAUGUUGGCGGAGUCUCAAAACGGCAAUCCAUCCAACGGCAUCAAUGGUCAAAAUGUACAACAAUCAGAGCUGGAGAGUGUAUAUGUGGAGUCGCAGCGCGGCAGGGAACUAUCAAGAGCCAAUACUCAUGACUCUAGCCCUAUUCUCGAUGGAAUGAAUGACGGAAGGAGGUAUUGAUUGUUGAAUUUAGACUAUGUAGAGAAGAAUAGACAUAAUCAACAGAUGUCCAUAGUCUUUGACAUUAGAACAGUGUUUUGCUGUACACACGUUAGACAUUCAAUAUGGAUUUCCUUCUCCUUAAGUGAAAUUUGUUGAUUCAUUUCAAGAA